This is a messenger RNA of Entrophospora candida, 687 nucleotides long. Lineage: Eukaryota; Fungi; Glomeromycota; Glomeromycetes; Entrophosporales; Entrophosporaceae. The record is from the annotation of a GenBank genome assembly.
AUGUUUUCCUCUUCUUCCUCUCCUUCCACAAACACCACCACAAAUAAAGAUGAAGUAGAUAUAGAUCCAAUGGAAGAGGAAGCAAAAGUCAAAAGAAAGUUCAACAAAUGGCGAAAGAGUAUAAUGUAUAUUACCGGUAUAGGUUUAACAGAACAACAAAAAGAGCAAUAUAAAAUAGAAUUAGAAAGAGACUUUAAAGAAUAUGAAUGUAACAGAUGUGAAAAAAUUAGAGAUUCAUUAAUGAGAAAUAGUCCAAUUAUAAUAUUUAUGUUGAAAUCAUUAGAAGAAAUUGGCUAUAAACUUGAUAAAAAUCAUUUUAAAUGCUUGCCGUGUGAUGAAACGCGUAGUGGUGGCUUUUCACCUGAAUUAGGAAUUUUAUUAUGUCAAAAUAGAUUUCUUAAUAGGAGGCAUCAAGAAGAUACCAUGGCACAUGAAAUGAUACAUUUAUAUGAUCAUUGCAGAUUUAAAGUAGACUGGAAUAAUUGUUAUCAUCACGCGUGUAGUGAGAUAAGAGCUGCAAGUUUAAGUGGUGACUGUAGAUGGACGCGUGAAAUAAGACGUGGAUUUUUUGGAUUUGCAAAACAACAUCAGGCUUGUACAAAACGACGAGCAAUACUAUCUUUAAAACAAAAUGCUUCCUGCUCUGCUCCUGGAGUGGCAGAAAAGGCUGUUGCUGAAGCCAUUUGA